UAUAUAUAUAAAGCAAGUAAUCAAGGGAGAAUGUGAAGAAUCAGUUUGUGUGUCAGGAUGUCUACAUGUGAGUACAUGUGCUAGUAUUUAAUACUCAGACAAAUGUCAACUACCUCAAGCACAUCAACAACCACGACCACGAGCUACUUGAAAAUGGCAAGGGAUCGAGUUAGACAUUCCAUCGUCAUCGUCGGCCACCACAUGACAACACACUACGAUUCAACCCUUGUAUGUUUACGCUUACGUUAUUAGUGAUCGUGAUUCGUAUUAAAUCUGAUCCCAGUCCCUGUCCUCGUCGCCGUCUGGUUCAGUAAACUUUAACAGACGUUUCCGCUUAAUAAAACAAAAAAUAACUGAUUUGUUUGGAGUUUAUAUUUAUUUAAUUCAAAGAAAACUAAUUUUUUAUUGAUCAAGUUAAAAGUUAAGUGUAAAGACCUAGUGCUGGUAAGAUACGUGACCUUACUAAUGUGAAAUUUAUUUUACAAUAGCACUGAUAGUUAUGCAAUAAAUGUUGAGCUGUAAAAACAAUCGAAGGUUUUUUACAAUAAAUUUUAUUUUAUUACUCAAGUGAUCUAAACAACAUAAUGAUGUAUAAUAAUAAAUAUAAAUAUUGAGUAGCCAGUGCCCGGACCCAAGUCGGCAGCGAAGAAGAUAAAAAAAACCCGAGUUUGAAGGCUGCUGGUGACUUUUUAUCGUCAUUUUUUCGUGCCUGAGUUACCCUGGAUCGUAUGAUCGUGUCUUGUAGAAUAUAAAAUGACGAUGUACGUUUUACAAAGCUUUCAGUGCGUUCUAUGGCGCGAGCGCAAUAGAUUUAAAUAGCCUUUGAUAGUUUGGUCUGGUGAAAUCCCCGUUGAAGAUCACAUUGACCAUUGUCUCGAUUCUACACUUUGGUUCAUCAUUUGAAUUUACGAAUCAACAAGUCAGAAGAAUAAGACUAAAACAGCGCAGUCAUCAACGAGAUUGAAUUCAAUCAAAGUUAUUUCACUGACAUUGCAUUACCAUGAUGCUCGCUGCUCACAAACUCGAAGAGCAACCCAAGAUGAACCGCGAAAAAUUAAAAAAACUUUUAUUAAAACGGGUACCAAUAUUGUCCUGGUUACCCAAGUACGACUCUGAGAAAGCCAUCAGCGAUGCUAUUGCGGGAAUAACUGUUGGACUUACGGUCAUGCCCCAAGGACUAGCGUAUGCUACACUAGCAGGACUUGAACCUCAGUACGGAUUAUAUUCAGCGUUCAUGGGAGCAAUAGUUUAUGUGAUCUUUGGAUCCUGCAAGGACAUCACCAUAGGCCCGACGGCUCUGAUGGCUAUCAUGACUCAUGAGUAUGUCCAAGGAAAGAGCGCAGACUUCGCGGUACUUCUGGCAUUUUUAGCUGGAUGUCUGCAACUCGUGAUGGCGUGUCUUCAUCUCGAUGUGCUGAUUGAUUUUAUAUCAAUACCGGUGACGGUUGGAUUCACAUCCGCUACCUCAGUAAUUAUUGUCGCGUCUCAGCUGAAAGGAAUUCUUGGAUUAAAAAUAACGUCUUCGGGAUUUAUUGACACUCUUAGCAAAGUAAUUCAAAAUAUUGGUGAUACUAAUCCGUGGGAUGCUGGGAUGAGUUUCAUUUGUAUAUUUUUUCUUUUGCUAUUGAGGAAAAUGAAAGACAUAAAAUGGUGCUCGAGGGUAGAAAAACCAACGAGAGAGAGAAAAAUUCUCGCUAAAAUAAUCUGGCUGGUAUCUACAGCUAGGAAUGCUAUCGUAGUUGUUAUUUGUUCGACAAUAGCUUAUAAAAUGAGUUCUUUAGAAUCUGGAUCGCCGUUCGUACUCACCGGGCCCGUUAAAUCAGGCCUGCCGUCCUUCAGUUUGCCGCCGUUCUCCACACGGAUGAACGACCAAAAUUUAAAUUUCAUCGACAUGUGCACCGAACUGGGUCCAGCUAUUUUUCUCGUACCAAUAAUUGGUGUCCUUGGCAACGUCGCCAUCGCCAAAGCCUUCGCCAACGGGGCCAGUGUCGAUGCAACGCAAGAACUCCUGACUCUCGGGUUGUGCAACGUCCUGGGUUCAUGUGCCAGCGCAAUGCCGGUAACUGGUUCCUUCAGCAGGUCCGCUGUCAAUCAUGCCAGCGGCGUCAAGACUCCAAUGUCUGGACUCUAUACCGGUCUUUUAAUUAUUCUAGCUCUCAGUCUUCUUACUCCGUACUUUUAUUUUAUUCCCAAAGCAUCAUUGGCUGCUGUAAUUAUUUCUGCGGUGAUAUACAUGAUCGAGUAUGAAGUUGUGAAGCUGAUGUGGAAGUCAAGUAAAAAAGACUUGAUUCCAAUGUUCGCUACUUUCUUCCUGUGCCUUGUAAUCGGAGUUGAAUACGGAAUUUUAGUUGGAGUAGGAAUAAAUCUUAUGUUUUUACUGUAUCCAUCAGCACGUCCAACGAUUCAUGUAGAAAAAUGUGUCACGGAGUCGGGAACGGAUUAUCUUUUGGUGAUUCCUGGGAACAGUCUGUACUUCCCUGCAGUGGACUUUAUCAAGCAGUUUGUUGAUCAUGCAGGAAUACGCGAAGGUUCGAGUCAACUACCAGUUGUCGUCGAUUGCAGAUACGUGUUAGGAGCAGACUUUACUGCUGCCAAAGGGAUCGCCGCGUUAAUUGGGGAAUUUAAUACCCGUAAGCAGGGUCUUUAUUUUUUCAAUCCCCGUUCGGAUGUCGUAGCCGUCCUUCGCGGAGCUUGCGGUGAAGACUUCCAGCAUGUAUCAACUCAAGAAGAGUUAUCAUAUUUACUAUAUCGUAGCCAAGACAAAACGCCACGAGCUUUAUCCGGUACGAUAAGACGAGAGCUCUCAUGUGAAGCUUCCUCGAAUUCAAGUGUCGAAUUGAUUCACCGAGCGACCCACACAAAUUACCACGAGCUCAAUGAGGUGAGGGCGGCUUUGUUACCGACUUUGGCCACCGCCAGCUGAAAUCCCCUUCACUACUUUAUUUUGAAUACUAAAACUUUUAUACGGCUAUUACCAAGUCUUGCUCUCACUGGGGAUCAUCAUCACCUUUAUGUUAAACAGAGUAAUGGAACAUCAACAUCAAUGACGACAUAAAUUCAUACCUGAUCAGUAUUUAAUUAAUAGGUCAACUAUAUAUACUGUAAAAACAAUUACUGUCAAUGCAUUCUCAUUGCAAACCAUCACUUUACAUACGUAAAAUAUUUAAAUCAUGAUCUUUUCAUGAAUAUUUCAUCAACUAAUUAUAAUUGUUAUUAUUAUUAUUAAAAAAAAAAACUUAAAAUGAUAAAAUUUGAAUAAUCGUUAAUUAAAUUAAAGCAUCUUCAAGAAUCCCGAUUAUCCCGAGAGAUAGCGCAUGAGAGAUUUCGUUAGAGCGUUUAUUGAUUCGGAGCUAAAAGCAUACGAGAUAUAAUAUAUGACAUAUAUAUAAUAAAGGGUGGAAAUGAACGCAGACGGUUCCACCUACGCAGCCACACGUGGACGGCCAGUUAUCAAGUAAACGGUGAAGCAGCCGAGCCGAGUUGCGACAUUAAUUUUUUGUUUUUUCGCUGUUACGUUUAAUCGCAACUGAUAAGAACCCAAUAAAAAUGUUUACCAGCACCGGCGGCCAAUGGGGACACGUCGAUCCUCGUAAUCGAUUUUUCAUUUAUUAUUUUUUGAAAUUAUCCACGUCGUCUGGUUCAUAAUAACGACAUGUGGAAACUCGGUAAAACAUCAAAAUUUAGUUUUGUCAUAAGUGUCGUUUCUAGAUCAGGAACGACGUUUGAAAUAUUUAAAGCCAAUCGCGUGGGCGUUACUUGAAUUCUUCAGCAGUCAAGUGUAAUUUUAAAGUAUCAAUUUUUUUUAACGUACGUUUGUGUCCAGUUAGUGACUGUCACUAAAAUAAAAAUGGAGAAAGGAGAAUAUAUUUAUUUAUAUUGAAUUAAUAUGUCAAUGAAAAAAUUAUUAAUAAUUAUUAUGCUGGGUUUCCUACAAAAAUGUCUCGUAAUUGUGUUAAUUCUCACGGUUUGUGUUUUGAUAGUAAACUUUGUCGGCAGGGGAAAAAAAAAUGAACGUAUUCUUCUAAUGAUAAUGAACGUAAGUCGCAGUCUUGAUAAAUUGGACGCCGGAUUGGACGUAAUUAAUAACAGAACUGAGCUUGCCAAGGAACAAUUUAAAAAGUUAAUUGAAUUACAUCUCAAUUACUUUCCUUACACCAACAAUCAACAGGCAAAGCUAAAAGAGCUAAAGAAUUCAAUGGCCAAUUCAACUGUUUUCUCACAAUCAACUGAUUCUAAAAAAAAAUCCACGUAAUUUAUACUAGCAAUUAGUAAUUACAGUAAUUAGUUGUAGUAAUGACAAUCAAUUGGACCACUAAGUGAAAGUACUUAAAUACUUAUACUUAAAACUAGUCUACUAUUGCAAUGUAAAUUUAAAUUUAAAGCACCAAAGAAUUGCUAUGAGAAUUUGGGUUCUCAUAAUUCGUGUUCAUAAAACAACAAUCGAAACAUUAAAUUCUAAAUAAAAUAUCCAAUCAUAUCACUAAUAUAAUUCAUAUUUUUAUCUAAAAAACUAUACAACCUACUAUAUAUUUAAUAUAAUAAAUAAAUUGUAAUUAAAAUCCAA
Molecule: messenger RNA, 4564 nt
Organism: Microplitis mediator
Lineage: Eukaryota; Metazoa; Arthropoda; Insecta; Hymenoptera; Braconidae
Product: sodium-independent sulfate anion transporter-like
Exons: 10
Coding region: 1001-2923 (640 amino acids)
Biological process (GO): transmembrane transport
Cellular component (GO): membrane
Molecular function (GO): sulfate transmembrane transporter activity
Source: RefSeq, a predicted model, not a curated record